This is a messenger RNA of Purpureocillium lilacinum, 3714 nucleotides long. RefSeq lists its product as uncharacterized. Gene Ontology annotation, biological process: carbohydrate metabolic process. The record is from RefSeq and is a predicted model, not a curated record. Gene Ontology annotation, molecular function: chitin binding; hydrolase activity, hydrolyzing O-glycosyl compounds. NCBI's taxonomy places the organism in Eukaryota, Fungi, Ascomycota, Sordariomycetes, Hypocreales, Ophiocordycipitaceae.
AUGGCAGCCAUCGUGCAGGCAUUUGCCUUGGCUGCCUUGGUGAGCCCUUCACUGGCAUCGACCUUUUACUCUGCCCUCUCUCCAUGCCCGCUCCCAUGCUCAAUCUCGGGCCCAGACCCGGCCAACUGGACUCACUACCACGACGCGCAACGCCUGUCAUAUUGCGAUGAGACUACGCUCUUUGACCUCAACAUUCACAAUCCUGUGAACGACCCGGACACAAGCAUCCUGAUUCGCGCUUGCUCAGCCGGAAGCUCUACUUCUGGCUCCUCCAAGAGACUUGCGGAUCGCGCUCUCGUCGCACGUCAGAGACUCUCCUUCAACCACAGCGAUGAAGCUGGAUCUGGCGCAAAGGCGCUGGCUUCGAAAUGCGGCAAAGCCGUCGAGAAGAAGCAGGCUGUGCAGCUUGCGCACUGGGGCAAGGCACCAGCCGGUGCGGCAGAAGACAUCGCAGCAAGCAUCGCCCACCUUAGCGGGUUUCUCAGCGACAGCAAGGAGUGCGGCGAGGAAGUGCUGUUUGCCCGCUCGGGCAAGACCAUCGUGGGCACUUAUAUCGGGUCCACGGUGAGCAAGUCCAGCGCCGCCAGCCUGGUCUCCAAGUUGGGCGAGCAGUCGAGAGGCACAGGCGCGAGGUCCGCCGCCCAGCUGUGCACCUCCUUUGGCCCAACCAUGUUUGGCGUUGUGGCCGACGCGACGGGAGACCUUGCCGCUGUGCAGAAGAGUCUCGCGACGUGGAGUAACGCAACGUGCCUGACGGGCUUCGAUUCGCAAACAACAUGGAAAGACAUCGGCGUGUCCACGAUCCCACUGGCAGAUAUAUCCGUCGCGCCCACUGGCGACGGACGCUCCCUGGAAGCCCGCGCGACGUGCAAGUACACGCAAGUGAAAGCCGGCGACGGCUGCUGGGCGCUGGCCAAGCGGUGCGGCAUCAGUGAAAAGGACCUGUCCAAGUACAACCCGACGCCCAAGUUCUGCGACACGCUCGCGCGUGACCAGUACGUCUGCUGCUCAGCAGGCACGCUGCCCGAUUUUUCGCCAAAGCCCGGCGCGGACGGAUCCUGCGCCGUGUAUCAGAUCAAGAAGGACGACACCUGCGCGGCGGUGGCGAAAGCACACAGCACCGACGUGAAGCGCAUCGAGAGCGUCAACGGCAACACCUGGGGCUGGGCGGGAUGCAAGCGCCUCAUGGUCGGGCAGAAGAUCUGUCUCAGCAAGGGCGACCCUCCCAUGCCGGCGGAGGUGCCCAACGCGGUGUGCGGGCCACAGAAGCCCGGCACCAAGAAGCCGCCCAAGGGGACGAAGCUGGCGGACCUGAACCCUUGCCCGUUGAACGCGUGUUGCAACGUUUGGGGCCAGUGCGGCAUCACGCCCGAGUUUUGCACGCCGUCGCCGGCCGACACGCAUGCGCCCGGCACGGCCAAGCCGGGGAGCAACGGGUGCGUCUCGCACUGCGGCACCGACAUCACCAACAACAAGACGGGGCCGGCGGUGGCACGGCAGAUUGCCUACUUUGAGGCGUGGAACCACAACCGCAAGUGCCUGUGGAUGUCGCCGUCCAACAUCCCCGAGUACUACACGGACGUGCACUAUGCGUUUGCCAACAUCACCAACGACUACAAGGUGGACGUGGGGCAGUACAAGAAGAUGUUUGACGAGUUUGUGGCGCUCAAGAAGAAGCGCCGCAUUGUCUCGUUUGGCGGCUGGUCGUUUUCCACAGAGGCCGACACGGCGCCUAUCUUUCGGGUUGGCGUGACGGAUGCGCAGAGGCAGCUGUUUGCCAACAAUGUGGUUGAAUUUGCGAAAAAGUAUAACCUCGAUGGGCUGGACUUUGACUGGGAGUAUCCAGGCGCUCCAGACAUUCCGGGUAUCCCGCCGGGUGACCCUGGUGACGGGAAGCGCUAUCUUGACUUUCUCAAGCUCGUCCGUAAGGGGCUGGCCAAGGAUAAGUCGGUCUCCAUCGCCGCGCCCGCGUCCUAUUGGUAUCUCAAGGGGUUCCCGAUCAAGGACAUUGGCGAGAUUGUCGACUACAUUGUGUACAUGACCUACGACCUCCACGGACAGUGGGACUACGGCAAUAAGUUUGUCAACGAGGGAUGCCCUAACGGCAACUGCCUCCGCUCGCACGUCAACAUGACGGAGACUAAUUACGCGCUCGCCAUGAUCACGAAGGCAGGCGUUCCGACGAACAAGAUUGCCGUAGGUCUAGCACGCUACGGGCGCUCCUUUGAGAUGACGAAAGCGGGCUGCACUGGGCCAGAAUGCACUUUCACCGGCCCUAAGUCUGGCGCCUGGCCGGGCCAGUGCACCGACACGCGGGGAUACAUUUCCAACUGGGAGAUACGACAGCUCAUCGCCAAGGCGGAUAACGGCGAGAGCGGCCUCAAGGUGAAGCAGAUUGACUCCAAAGAGGGCGAUGUCGUCAUCUUCAACGACAAGCAGUGGGUAUCCUGGCUCAACAACAACAACUUCCUCGAGCGGCUGUUCAAGUUCAACAACGAGAAGUGGGUGGGCACGGUGGAGUGGGCGGCCGACCUCAACUGGAACUCGAACGGGCCGGGCAACGACGACCCGGACGAGGGCAGCUGGGACGAAGACGACGACGACGCGGAGCCGGCGUGCGACUUUUCGCUCACGUUUGACUCGCUCGACGACCUGGCCAAGACGGACCACUCCAACUACUGCAUGGGCAUCUACGCGACGGCGACGCUGUCCAAGAACCUCGACGCCGCGCUCGCCGACUACAAGGACGUCAACAACGGCUACGACGAGCUGUUCGGGUACUACGUCAAGUACAUCAAGAACCUGAUCCCCGUGGCGCUGGACGACUUCAUGGCCAAGGGCGGGAGCAAGUACUUUGACUGCUCGUCGGGGCGGUACGACAACAACAAGACGCACACGUGCGCCGAGGUGGGCAAGGCGCUGCGCGACGAGACCAUGUUCGACCUGUACUACACGCUGCGCGACGACAAGGGCUUCUACAAGGACCUGGCGGACGGGCACGGCAUCGUGGCCGACUGGGUCAAGUUCGGCGAGGUCAAGGAGGAGUCGCACUGCACGCCCGACUCGCAGCAGGACGGGUGCGAAAAGGUGCGCAAGGUGUACCACGGCUACCCGCUCAAGGCGGACAAGGUCGAGCCGCCGAACCCCAAGGACAUUGUGACGGAGGCGGGCACCAACAUGGACGAGCUCAAGGACAAGAUCGACGCGACGUGGAUGGACAUGAUGCUGGGGCAGUGGGACGGGCCGGCCAACGACGCGGUGCAGGUUCUGGGCAUCCCCGUGGCGAUGAUCAAGCAGGCCAUCGACUCGAUGCGCGAGGUCAAGAAGAUUGGCGAGACGGAGAAGAAGGAGGAGCAGAAGAACCUCAUCAUCACGAUUGUGAGCGCCGUGCUGGCCGUGGUGCCCUUCGUGGGCGAGGGCAGCGCCGCGCUGGCGGGCAUGGCGACGCUGGGCCGCAUGAUUGCGUUUGCGGGCGAGAUUGCCAACGGCGCGCUGACGCUCUACGAGGUGGUGGACAACCCCGAGAGCGCGCCCAUGGCCAUGUUUGGGAUGCUGCUGGGCGCGGCGCCGCUGCCGCGCACGCCCGCCUCGUUUGGCAAGAUGGGCAAGCUGGAGGCGGAGAUUUCGGGCGCGGGGACGCUGGGCAAGAUGGGGGAGAUAGUUGCCAAGGACACGGGGCUGAUUAAGAAGAUUGUCAACAAGUGUAAGAAGUAG